AUGUCGUCGCCUGCACUGCAACAUGAGAUGCGGCAGCAGGAGGGGGAGGGGGAGGAGGACAGGUCAGACGAUGACACCAGCAUCUCAGUGAGCGAGAAAAGUGUAGAGAAGAAGUCCAAGAGGAGGAAGCCAAACUGUGUCCCCAAGUCGUGGGUCCGAGCUUCAGAGAGAGUCAGGGGGUGGGUUGAGGUUCGACUAAACGGCACGUUCGGGGUUCGACUAGAGGUGUUCAAUGGAUUGUGUAGCUUCACGAGCGUGUUAUUGUACUGCUUGCAAACGUACGUUGACCGAGCAAGCACGGUAAACAAGGGCCUUGAGAACACAGUCAAGUUGUUGGAUCAGAUUCAGAACGUGAUCAUCAUUUUCUUCCUUUCUGACUUCCUUCUGCGACUUUAUGCUGCUGAGAACCGUUGGAAGCAUCUGCACGACAAGUUCGUCAUCAUCGACAUCGUCACCAUCUUUCCUCCUUUCCUCGUUCGCGUUUCAGUCUGGAGUACUCAGAGCCCAGCUACGAGGGGCUUCACGAUGCCGACGACGGGCAACUAUGACUUCUUGAGGGUAGUGCGAAUGCUCAAGGUCGUCCAUGCUAUCUCAGUCUUGAGGUGGUCGAACUCGUCGAGACUGUCAGCGGCAGACGACGUGUCGAGGAAGAUCUUCAUCUCCUGCGCCGCCUUCUGCUGCAUCCUCCUCUGCUUCUCGGGUAUGUUCCUCGAGCUCGAGAACCAGUUCGGGACCGAGGGCGACAUCUUCCUCCAUGACGCGCUCUACUUCGUCAUCUGCUCCAUGUCAUCUGUGGGGUACGGCGACAUCUCUCCCACCACUCUGAGCACGAAGAUGCUUGUCAUCCUGAUGAUCUGCGCUGCCUACGCCAUCAUCGGGGAUCAGCUCAACCAGUUCAACAAACUCCUCUCCACCUUCUCUCCCUGGGCUCGCGCGCAGUACAAGGCCAAGUCGUCCAGCAAGCAUGUGGUGGUGUGCGGGGAGACGUCGGUCUCUUCGAUCACUGAGUUCUUGGAGGAGCUGUUCCAUCCCGAUCACGGCACAGAUGACAUGCUGCUCUUUGUUGUCAUUGUUGGCACGGGCAGACCCAGUCAGGCCUUCCAGAAUGUGAUUGCGAACUGGCCGCAGGUCACGUACCUUGAAGGUUCGGUAAUGCAGGAGAGGACGCUCGAGCGAGCGGACAUCGUCAAGGCCUCCUCCAUCUUCCUCUUCUGCGACAAGGAGGCGCGGAACCCCAAGGAGAUGGACACGCAGACGAUCAUGCGCGCGUUCGCCAUCAAGGAGUACCUCAAGCAGGAGAAGAAGGACGUUCCUCUCUUCAUGCAGAUCAUCCAGCCCGAGAGCAAGGUCCACUUCACCUCCUCUGCCUACGGGACCACCAACUACCAGAUCGUCUGCAUCGACGAGCUAAAGCUUCGCCUCCUCGGAAAGAGCUGCAUCUGCCCCGGCUUCUGCACCCUCAUCUCCAACCUCGCGCGGUCUUGCAGCACUUCCUUGCAAAAUAGCGAGCAGUGGAUCGAAGAGUACACCGGCGGCUCCUCCAAGGAGAUCUAUCGCGUCCCUCUCCCCUCCUACUUUUGCGGCAUGUCGUUCGCACAGGCCGUCAACCUUGUCUUCGAGCAUACCUGCUGCACGCUGUUUGCCAUCGAAAUUUCCGACGCAGAGGGAGUCAUGAGGAGCGUGCUGUUCCCCGGGAGGUACGAGAUCCCUUCGGGCCAGUCGCACGCCUACAUGCUGGCGGAGAGUGUGGAGGACGUGGCGAGAGUCUCCGACUUCCGCGAUCACUUCAGGGGCAGGAAGGAGGAGGAGAAGAAGACCGAGUUUGUCAUCCAGCACGAGUCCUCGGCCACCUGCGAGAAGUCCAGGGUCUUCAUCGAGAGGAUGGACAGGUCGUACCACAUCACACGCAUCCCCCGAGAUCUUAGCAGGACCAUCCUGGAGACCGCAGAGAACUUUUCAGGGCACAUCCUCGUCUGCGGCCACAGCUCCUCCAUCGGCCAGUUCGUCCAGACCCUCCGGCAGAAGCAUCUGGUCAGCCAACAGAUCGUCAUCCUCCACCCGGAGAUCAUCACCUCUGCCGACUUCGCCAAGGUCGCAAUCUACCCUGAAGUCUACUUCGUGCAAGGAAGGCCCAUGAACGGCAAGGAUCUCAUCCGUGCUGGCAUGCUCGGCUGCUCGAAAGCUGUCGUCCUUUCAGGGUCCAACAACCCGUCGGCGCAGGACGUUGACGGUGUGCUCAACGAGGAGGCGGCGGCGUCGCUCGUGGACUCUGACAGCGUCUUGACUUACCAUCUCAUCUCCAACCACAACAAGAAGGCAGAUAUUGUCUGCGAGCUCAGGAACUCCGCCAACAUGAAGUACCUGAUGAAGGAGGACAGGAACGCGCUGGAGCGGGAUCACACCCUGUGCCCUCCCUUCGCCUCGGGCAAGGUCUACAUCAACUCCAUCCUCGACAAGCUCAUCUGCCAGCUCAUGUACAACAGCCACCUGAACACCAUCAUCCGCGAGCUCGUCGUCUCCUCCGGCCUUGACCACGACGACUUCACAUCAGGAGACGUCUUCCCCAGCGAGCUCUUCACCAUCCCCGUCCCCUCCUCCUUCGACGGCAAGCCCUUCAUCCAGCUCUUUCAGUUCCUCGUUAGCAAGCAGAACAUCCUCCCUAUCGGCCUCUACCGCCAGCAUCCUACCGACGACUUCGCUCCUCUCCCCUACGUCGUCAGUGCUCCCCCGCGCGAUCUCGUACUCAACAAGGAUGAUCAAAUCUUCACGCUCAUCUCGCCGCUCAUGUCCCUUCCGAGGCCCAAGGGUCUGUUGUACAUCAAAGUACUCCGAGCAACGCUGCAGAAGAGCUGGGAUAUUCGAUUGCCCGACCAUCCCGAGCCGGUGGAGCAGGUGAAGGAGGAGUAG
This is a messenger RNA of Guillardia theta CCMP2712, 2907 nucleotides long. RefSeq lists its product as hypothetical. Gene Ontology annotation, biological process: potassium ion transport; transmembrane transport. The coding region runs from base 1 to 2907 and encodes 968 amino acids. Gene Ontology annotation, cellular component: membrane. Gene Ontology annotation, molecular function: monoatomic ion channel activity. Lineage: Eukaryota; Cryptophyceae; Pyrenomonadales; Geminigeraceae. The transcript has 9 exons. The record is from RefSeq and is a predicted model, not a curated record.